This is a messenger RNA of Marasmius oreades (fairy-ring Marasmius), 405 nucleotides long. RefSeq lists its product as uncharacterized. Bases 1 to 405 code for a protein of 134 amino acids. The record is from RefSeq and is a predicted model, not a curated record. The transcript is spliced from 3 exons. Lineage: Eukaryota; Fungi; Basidiomycota; Agaricomycetes; Agaricales; Marasmiaceae.
AUGGCAGGCGCUAUGCUACCACUAUAUAUCCUUUUUAAAACCUCGGGUGCCUCAACCGUUCAUCGACGACGGCAGGCUACCCUCGAAGAAGGGUAUCUCCUCCCAAUCUCAUUUGAAUCUUGUUCGCCCUUUACGAGUGUGCCUCCCCAUCCAAAUUCAACGAUCCUUCUGAGCUCCUCCAUUUCUGAUGUCUGGACUACGCGAUGGUGUCGUCAACAAGCCUUUUUCUCUCCGUAUCCACCCCGGACUCCUCAGUACGAGUUCCGACACCUCAAUGCCUGGCGCCACUUCUUGUUCAAACGUACAAACGCGACCAAUAAUGUCAAUAGUUACCGAAAUCUAUGUUUCAAUCAGAUGCUUGUUGAUGUCACUUGCCGUCUCAAUUCUUCGUUACUCCGAAUAUAA